AUGUACGUCCCAUCGAUCUUCCAUGUCCCCUGUCUUCAUCUGCGUGCACUUAGGGCGGGUCCAAAAUUGCACAUCCAUCGUAUCAUCCCCAUGGGAAGCUUCCCUCGAAUCUCCGAUGGUCACAACCAGUUUGAGCUUUUCGGUCCAGUGAAUCUGUUUUGGAGCACGCGCUACGACCGGGCCAUGCUGCUCUUCCUGCAAGCGCUCACAGAGUUCGCUGCCUUUGCCAACGCACACGACCGCGCCAACCACGUCCCGCCUGACAAGUCCUUCCAGCUGCCCUACAAGAUUGAAGGUGACAAGAUCCAAGGGCUGACAGUGAAGCAGAGCUUCAACCGGGAGGAGAGGUGGACCAAGGCGCUCAAGUACCUGCUGUGCGACCUCAAGUGGGCGCUCGUGUGGACCAUGACCAACUUCCACCCGCCGCUGCCCACGCCACCCCCCGCUAUACUGAACCUAGUCUCACACCUUGACCCGAACAACCCAACGUAA
Molecule: messenger RNA, 492 nt
Organism: Closterium sp. Yama58-4
Lineage: Eukaryota; Viridiplantae; Streptophyta; Zygnematophyceae; Desmidiales; Closteriaceae
Source: the annotation of a GenBank genome assembly